Molecule: messenger RNA, 1302 nt
Organism: Phyllostomus hastatus (greater spear-nosed bat)
Lineage: Eukaryota; Metazoa; Chordata; Mammalia; Chiroptera; Phyllostomidae
Gene: ASCL2
Product: achaete-scute family bHLH transcription factor 2
Exons: 2
Coding region: 274-855 (193 amino acids)
Molecular function (GO): protein dimerization activity
Source: RefSeq, a predicted model, not a curated record
AAAAACCAGCCCGUCUGCGCCGAGUCUAGAAGGCCUGGGGAGCGUCCGACUGCACGCGCUAGACACGAGCGCCCCACGCUCCACCGCGCGCACGGCCCAACAUCUCGGCCUGUUGCGGCUCGCUGUCCCAGACCUCAGAAGACCUGAGUCGCGCAGUGCCACAGGCCCCCUUGUGGCUUGACCGGCGACCCACCGCCCCCCGUUCUUCGGCCCGCAUCUCUCUGCGGUGCGCAGGGCCUCGGAGGAAGCUCCGGGCGAGUGGCUGCGGGUGCGAUGGACAGAGGCGCGCUGCCCCGGCUCGAGCCCCUCACGCCUGGCGUCUCCGGCGGCUGCGCCGUUCGGCCGCGACCCGCGUCCCCAGAGCUGCUGCGCUGUAGCCGGCGGCGGCGGCCGUGCGCGGAGGAGACCCGGGGCGGUGCGGCGGCCGUGGCGCGGCGCAACGAGCGCGAGCGCAACCGCGUGAAGUUGGUCAACUUGGGGUUCCAGGAGCUGCGGCAGCACGUGCCGCACGGCGGCGCCAGCAAGAAGCUGAGCAAGGUGGAGACGCUGCGCUCGGCGGUGGAGUACAUCGGCGCGCUGCAGCGCUUGCUGGCGGAGCACGACGCCAUGCACUCCUCGCUGGCCGGGGGUCUGCUGGCGCCAGCCGCGCUCCCCGCAGCGCCCCACGGGCCGCCCGGGACUCCCGCGGACGCCGCCUCGCCCUCCUGCGCCUCUUCGUCCCCUGGCUGCGGGGGCAGCUCGGAGCCCGGCUCCCCGCGCUCCGCCUACUCGUCCGACGACAGCGGCUGCGAUGCCGCGCUGAGUCCCGGGGAGGGCGAGCUGCUCGACUUCUCCAGCUGGUUAGGAGGCUACUGAGCGCCCCGCUCCGCGAGCUGAGCCCUGGAUGCCGAGGGCGAGGGGCGAGCGCGCCCGGCCCCUGGGAGCCGGCGCGGUGGGCGCCUCCGUCCGUCCCCGCCGCCUGGCGAGCCGAGCCACCAGCAGGCCCGGACCCCGAAGGAUGGCGCUCCCCUAGUCGUCCAGCCUGACCACGUGCCCGUUUGCACUGCCCGCCCCCCCUCGCCUGGGUGGCCGGCCUCCGACGCUGACCGCCGGGGUCCCCCUGGGCUGAGGCCGGGGCAUGCACACGCCCAUGCACACGCACACGCACACGCACACUUGGAGGUUUUCCUGAAGGGAGAAGAGUUUUGAGGACACAGAGCAUCGCUUUCUCACGUUGACUCUGCACGGCCUGGGUCGCUGGCGAGCUGGCAACGCCUUUGCUCGCAGAGACCCCGGAACUUGGAACACAAUAAAGAGGGUCCA